Messenger RNA from Suillus fuscotomentosus, 1062 nucleotides. RefSeq lists its product as uncharacterized. Lineage: Eukaryota; Fungi; Basidiomycota; Agaricomycetes; Boletales; Suillaceae. The transcript has 9 exons. The coding region runs from base 188 to 988 and encodes 266 amino acids. The record is from RefSeq and is a predicted model, not a curated record.
GAAACAUCAACCCCGUUUCCGCGCUCUGUGAAUUUCUUGAUGCAAUGUUAGAACAUCUGCAAGACGCCAGCGCUUCAGCAGCUGCACUGGCAUGAUGUCCGAGUCGCAGUUCCUCCACUAAAUACUACCUGGAUCAAUCAUUAACGGAGCCUUCCCUUGUUGAUCCACUGGCCGUGCGCGCCACAUUAUGGUCGAUUUAUAUGUAUCUCUCCCUUCAUCAAACCUAAAGCAUCUUAUCCCUCUCUACCUAUUCUUCUUGAUAACUGGGGGACAUAUUCUAUUGCCGGUCAUCAUCACCACUGCCCUACUCCAUAGGAAGUUGUGCUGGCAUCCAACCUUAAUAAAUCUGUGCGUGACAUGCGUGUGCUACUCGAUAAUACACUGUCUCUAUCUAUACACAGGAGAAGACGUCCAUCCUCGCUACCAAACAGUGUGCACAGUUCAAGCAGCGAUGAUAUACGGAGCUGCCCCAAUGGCCACCGUUGCGGUUGUCGGCGUCACUAUCCAUACCUGGACAACUAUUCAAAACUUUGAACACCACUUUGCUGAGAAGUUCCCUCGGUGGCUUUGCAGGUUCCUAGCGAGUACACGGCAAGAUUGUAUGAAUUCAAAUCGCGCUAACUUUGAGCCGAUUCAGAUAAUAUCACCGCCGUAUAUCGUGUUCGCAGGGUUUUCAAUUGGUGCAUCGAUUUUAACAAAACUACACAAGGCCUCUGCACAACCGUUUAAUGGUCUUUUCUGCACGUCUUAUGUGCACUCCUUAGCAUUGGCAGUUCCAGGGUUCUGUGUCGCGAUGAUGGCAUCGGUAUUAUGUUUUGAAGCUGCUAUUGCCAUCCAAUAUUACCAUAGAUGGAAACGUAUCAAGAAUUCGUUCCCGCUCCUAGCACCUAGGCGACCUUCAACCGCACUCAUUUUCAGAGUUGGCCUGUUUUGCUUGUAUUCUUGGGCGGCUCUAAUGUGCGUGGAAGAUUACGUGCGAGAUUUGUGAUGUACUCAUGGCCAACUAGGGCAGCCAUUGUAUUUUUGACCAAGCAGCCCAUAGCUGGGACUUAUUAUAUGGUC